AUGAUAGGGUGUUGUUACAAGAUCAAUCAAAGCUUCCGAAGUACGACGUAUUUCGACACUGUUAGUCAUCAAAAAUGGGCGAGUUCGUUUCUCCUAGGCAACUCGUUUCAUCAGACAGGCAAUACCAAUCUCUGGAGGAUGCUUGAGGUGGAAUCCAUGCAGCUAUUACGUCUAUUGGAGGUGCACCAUGUUUCAACCUACAUAGGCCUGGAUGCCAUUGAAAUCCAGCUACGAAAAAAGGCCUUCUGGUUGAUGUUCUACGGUUAUGUACAUCAGAUGCAUAAUAUACGCAACGAGCGUCUAACCUUUCUUGACCCCGUACUUUCAUGCGAAAUCAAUUUCGACCAUCUCAUGCCAGCUCCCGUGGAUGAUGAAUACAUAACAAGGACUGGCAUUUUACAAUGUCCCGAGAGCGAAGCCGCUCAGUCUCUCACCUCGGGCUUUAACAUUCACUCAGAGAUCUUUUUGGCAGCUUUAAGACCUAAAGGCUCGGAUAUUAAAAGGCAUUGUAUCUGCAGUCACGUCAAAGAUCCGGCACUGCGUCUGGCAUCUCUACGGGAAAAACUCCAUCACCUCAAGGACAUCCUCGGCUCAAUAUUGCCUAUAUACAGAUCAUGGAAUAAGUCGGACAUAACCGCCGUUCCUUUCGACCCAGAUGAUAUAGCCAACAUCCAACGCGACACAAUCCGUGCCAAUAUACAUGCCACGCGUUUGUGGCUUCAAGUCAUGCUACUUGAUCAGAUUGAUGUAGUUGGCAGUCAGAGUGGUGAAUCCACAGGGUUACGAGAUUUAGCAUCGUGUGAUGAACGUGAAUAUGUUUCUCGACAGUUGCUCGAUCUUUUGAAUUCUCUCUGUCAACCAAGUUUGGAGCUGAAUGGCCUUGGUUUAGUUUACAAGGUCAGAGACGUCGCUGUUUCGCUCUUAUCGUCUUUACACGAUUACUCGGAGGAGCGGACAUGCCGGGUCACCGCGGAUCUGCAUGAGUUCUCCAGGCUUUUAUCGGUACUUGAUGUUAGCGAGCAGUGCAACUUGUUAAAUCUGCAGAGUUGGAUUGAUACUAGUCGGGAUAAAGAAAUUACAGACUUCAACCUAGUUGAGACCUAG
Messenger RNA from Fusarium pseudograminearum CS3096, 1104 nucleotides. RefSeq lists its product as uncharacterized. The transcript is spliced from 2 exons. Lineage: Eukaryota; Fungi; Ascomycota; Sordariomycetes; Hypocreales; Nectriaceae. Bases 1 to 1104 code for a protein of 367 amino acids. The record is from RefSeq and is a predicted model, not a curated record.